AUGAAUAAUAGAACACUUUGGGCGUCAAAUAAUAAUAAUCGUUCUUCUCGACAUCAAGCAACUACCGUAAGACAAGGUCCAAUUACUGGACAACAACAACAAUUAAUACAGCGAAUGAAUAAUAUUAUUUAUGAUGAUCCACAAAUGAUUUGUCGGCCGUCGAAAUAUUUAAAAACCAUACCACUAAACGUACUUUAUCGAAUCAUCUCUAUUCAAAUAAAUCAUAAGCUCAGAACGAGUCAAGAAAAAGCUUUUAUUCAAUUACGACUUUGCAUAUUCGAUGCACUAUUUUGUUAUGAUCUACAUCGAUGUAUGUGGCAAUCUUUUCUUGAUAUGGGGUCACAAUAUCAGAUAUGGCCAGAACAUGUCAUCAAGAUGGUUAUGGCAUCAGAUGAAACAUCAACGGAAAAUGAUUCAGUUGUGAAAUUUAUCCUGACAAAAAUCGAUUAUUUUCAAAAUAAACUUGAACAACAUGAAUGUGAAUUAUUACUUCAAAGUGCGUCUUUUCCGUCAACUCUCUCGUUGACUACUGUUGAUCGUGAACUAAAACACUUUGUUAGUUCACAUCAAACUGCUAUGUCAAACAAAAUUAACUCAGAUGUUACCAGGUUUAAGAAUUAUAUAAAGGAAAAACAAUUCAUAGAUACAAUGUCUUCAAAUUCUGUUACUGAUGCACAGCGAGAUAUAGUCAAUCGAAUUAAGGAUAUGAGACAAAAACAACUACAGAUCGUUGAAGAAUUAUGGAUGUUAGAAAGACGAGUAUUCUAUGGAUUUUUACCAAAAGCUUAUGAUGAAGUAGAUUAUAAAUUAGCACCCGUUAAUAGUAAUUCCAUACCUUAUGUUGGUCACACUUCUCAUGAUCUAGCGAACCAAUAUCGAACAAAAGUAAAAAAAACCAAACGUAUUAUGCUGCAAAAUGAUAUUCAACAGUACGAGUCAAAAAUUGCAGAUAUUGAAUGUCAAUUUCAACAAGAAUUAAAAAAAUUAGAAGAACAAUUUUUAAAUCAAAAUGUUAAUGGAAUAUCUUUGGUAGAUUCAUUGAAAGCUUAUACUGUUCAUCGAACUCAACAAGGUUUAGAACAAAUAACUGGAAAUAUGAAGGCGUUUCAAAUUCGUCUAUUUCGGCGUUAUCGUCGUUCUUCUACUGCGAAGAACAAAAUUGGAGUAUCACCUGAACCCAUUAUUGAUGUAUCUGAAGUUCCACUUACGGAUGCCGAAUUAGCUUAUUUAAGACGAGGUCCUGGUUAUAUUAGACCGAAUCAAACCUGGUUGUAUAGUGAUAAAGUACGAAAAGAAUUUAUUAAAGGAGAACAUGAUACAAUUACAGAGAAAAUUCUAUAUAAUCUCAGUACUCAUCAUAAAGUGGGUAGAUCAUCAGCUAUUUCUAAACAACUUUGUAAUAAAGUGAACACUUGUCUCAUUGAUCGAUAUAAGACACCAUUAUCUGUUAAAGAUCGAUUAUGUGCACGUAAUGAUUUAAAAUUAGUCAAAUCUAUUCGACGUAAAUUGAAAAAGGCAAAUCUUAUUCUUCGUAUUACCGACAAAAGUAAUGUCUUUUACAUUGGUCGAUCUAUCGAUUUUGAACAAAAAGCUGAAGCUUAUCGAACAAGGACUAAUGCAUAUAUUGAACUGACAUAUAAUCCAUUAAGAGAAAUUUUCUUAAAAGUUGUCCAUGAACUCAAUGAUCUUCGUGUAAAAAAAUUAAUUCGAGCAUGGCAACACAAGAGGAUGUUACCUGAUCGACGAAAAACAAAACUAGCACAUAUGUAUUUUGUUCCAAAAGCACACAAGAUUGGUAUACCAUUGCGACCUAUCACUUCUUCAAUUCAUGCUCCAACAACUGGAAUUUCACGUUUACUAGAUCUUCUCAUUCGACCUAUCUUCGAUGAAAAAGUCAAAUCAACAACAUUUAUUGAUGGUGUUGAUUUAAUUUGUCGCCUGAUGAAAUAUCAAGAAGAAGGUCUACUUCAACCAUCAACUAUUUUCUGUACAUUCGACAUUACUGAUUUGUAUACAAUGCUACCACAGCAAGAAUCAUUGGACAUACUGGUAAAUUUUCUUCGUCAUUUUGGUUUUGAACAAGUUGCUGGUAUUCCACUUGAUGUUAUUCGUAAAUUGGCUCAUAUUGUACUUACUGAAAAUGUUUUCGUAUAUAACAAAAAGUAUUAUAGACAAAUUCUUGGUGGUGCUAUGGGAUCACCUUUUACUUUGACAUUGGCCAAUAUAUUUAUGUGGAAUUGGGAAAAAGAAUUUGCAAAUAAGUUGAAUUCAUCAAGAGAAAUAUAUGGCCGAUAUAUUGAUGACGUAUUUUUUACAUGGAACGGUACAGUACAAGACUUCAAACACGAAUUAAAAAAAUUAAAUCAAUUACAUCCCAACAUAAAGUUAGUUCAUGAAAUGGGUAUUAAGGUUUCCUUUCUCGACGUUCUUGUUCAUAACGAUAACGGAAUUCUAUCAACAUCUGUUUACCAUAAAGAAGCAGCAGAACCCUACGUUGUACCAUUCGUGUCUGAUCAUCCACGAAGAAUUUUUAAUAAUAUUAUAGAUGCAGCCCUUGUAAGAGCUGUACGUUAUUCAUCAACAUUAACACAUUUUAAUCAUGAAAGACGAUUGAUUCGCCUAAAAUUACUCUAUAAUCGCUAUCCACCUAAAUUUAUUGAUAAACAAUUCAAAAAGUUUUUUAAUAAAUAUUCAUCUACAUGGUCAUCAUCGCAAAUACUACCGAUCAUUGACAAUGAAAAUGAAUUCUUUGCCAUUCGUCAACAAUUAUUAGUUAAACCAAGUGUUGAUCGAGAGAAACGAUCAAAGCGAAUAGCGAGAGCCAACAUGACUCCAGAAGAACGUCAACAAGAAGCUGAACGAAGAGCUGAACAAGCCAGACGUCGUCUUAUUUUCCACACAACGCAUGAAAAAAGAUUACGAAGCAUAAAACGAGAUCUCCACAAUCUCUGGUCUCAGCAUUUCGACAAUACCGAAUUAAGCGAGGUGCAACUAAUAAUUGGAGAUAAAACCAGACCAAACACAAAACGAGAGCUUCAACACACUCGGCCAGAUCCUACCUAUACAAACCUACCAACCGAUCUGAGUAAGUUUUUAUUCUAUAGAAUAAAUGAAAAUCAGGUUCAAAAUAAAAGUAUAUAUAUUCUUUAACUAUCUAGAU
Molecule: messenger RNA, 3160 nt
Organism: Rotaria sp. Silwood2
Lineage: Eukaryota; Metazoa; Rotifera; Eurotatoria; Philodinida; Philodinidae
Source: the annotation of a GenBank genome assembly